Messenger RNA from Botrytis sinoallii, 1221 nucleotides. RefSeq lists its product as uncharacterized. Gene Ontology annotation, biological process: protein geranylgeranylation. Gene Ontology annotation, molecular function: Rab geranylgeranyltransferase activity. The record is from RefSeq and is a predicted model, not a curated record. The transcript has 4 exons. NCBI's taxonomy places the organism in Eukaryota, Fungi, Ascomycota, Leotiomycetes, Helotiales, Sclerotiniaceae. The coding region runs from base 1 to 1221 and encodes 406 amino acids. Gene Ontology annotation, cellular component: cytoplasm; Rab-protein geranylgeranyltransferase complex.
AUGGCAAGCCAUGGGAUGCCACGAAUUGCGACGACUGAACAAAAAUCAAUAACGGCGCAGCUGAAGGAACAAAAGGAUAUUGAAGAAUACAAAGCUUUGGUAGAACUGAUUCAGCUCAAAGUCGCAGAGCGCCAAUAUACCCGUGAGGUACUCGACCUAACUUCCAAACUACUAUCAAAGAAUCCCGAAUACUAUACGAUAUGGAACAUCCGCAGGCGUUUGCUAAUUCAUGGAUUAUUCUCGAAAUCAUCGGAGUCAUCAUUGGAAUCGGAUACCCAAUUGCCUUCUUCUGGGCUGUCCGAGAACUCGACGUCUGGCGUAACCUCAUCCUCCUCUACCUCUGCGUCUUCCGAGGACUUGACCAAGAUCCGGGCAGACCCGCACCCCCUGAAUCCUGGGAAGAAUUCUACGAUUCUUGAUUUGAUACAGGCAGACUUAGAUUUUAUAUUUCCGUUGAUGUUGGGCUGGCCAAAAUGCUAUUGGAUAUGGAACUAUCGAUUGUGGUUAUUAAAAGAAGCAAAUGACAGAUUGGCUGCCGAUAUUGCGAGAGGAUUGUGGCAGCGCGAACUUGUUUUAGUGGGGAAGAUGUUGACAAGAGAUAGUCGAAACUUCCAUGGUUGGGGAUACCGACGGACCGUUGUUUCACAGCUGGAAGAUCCCAAAUUGAAUGGCUCAAGCAUGGUCGAAUCGGAAUUUGCAUAUACUACAAGAAUGAUUAAUGCGGAGUUGAAAAACUUCUCGGCUUGGCACAACCGAAGUAAACUAAUACCAAGACUGCUCGACGAGCGGCAAGCGACUGCAACUCAGAGGCGGCAGUUUCUAGAUGAGGAGUUUGAUCUUAUUACUAAAGCUAUGUGGAAUGAUGCGUAUCCGUAUGAUCAGUCUGUAUGGUUCUAUCAUCAAUUUCUCAUGUCAACUCUCACUGAGUCUGUCGGUCAUGCAACCAUAACUCCAAACUUUUCUCGAGAAGAUCGUAUAGAAUAUAUCAAGCAGCAACUUAUCAAUCUGAGGGACUUUCUUGAUGGAGGUGAGGACUGUAAGUGGGUUUUUGAUGCUUUGUUUGAGUAUACACUUGCUGUAUGUGAAAUGGAAAUGCGCCUGCCUGAACAUGAUGAAGUACAAGAUUGUAAAGCUUGGCUUUCGGAAUUGAGAAAGCUUGAUCCUAUGAGAGCUGGUAGGUGGGAUGAACUUGAGGUCAUUUUACGAAAGUCGGCCGAGUAA